Messenger RNA from Erinaceus europaeus (western European hedgehog), 878 nucleotides. It is a transcript of the gene ASF1B, whose product is annotated as anti-silencing function 1B histone chaperone. Gene Ontology annotation, molecular function: histone binding. Lineage: Eukaryota; Metazoa; Chordata; Mammalia; Eulipotyphla; Erinaceidae. Gene Ontology annotation, biological process: DNA replication-dependent chromatin assembly. Gene Ontology annotation, cellular component: nucleus. The record is from RefSeq and is a predicted model, not a curated record. The transcript has 5 exons. The coding region runs from base 96 to 824 and encodes 242 amino acids.
GCGCGCGGCGGCUCGCUGCGGCAGUCGGCGGAGGGAGCGGGCGGGUGAAGCCCGCGUAGCCCAGGGCCCCCUCCCAGCCCACCCGGGCCGCCGCCAUGGCUAAGGUGUCGGUGCUCAACGUGGCGGUGCUGGAGAACCCGAGCCCCUUCCACAGCCCCUUCCGCUUCGAGAUCAGCUUCGAGUGCAGCGAGGCCCUGGCGGACGCCAGGAACGAGAGGAUGGGAGACAGACAGACAGACACCUGCCGCCCCGCUUCACCACUUGCGAAGCUUCCCUCCCCGCCUCCUGCCGGUGGGGACCCCGGGCUCGAACCCGGGGCCUUGUGGACUGUGACGUGCGCUCCACCAGACCUGCAGUGGAAGAUCAUCUAUGUCGGCUCAGCCGAGAGUGAGGAGUUCGACCAGGUCCUGGACUCUGUGCUGGUGGGCCCCGUGCCCGCCGGGAGACACAUGUUUGUCUUCCAGGCGGACGCCCCCAACCCAGCGCUGAUCCCCGAGUCGGACGCGGUGGGGGUGACGGUGGUGCUGCUCACCUGCACCUACCUGGGCCAGGAGUUCCUGCGGGUGGGCUACUACGUCAACAACGAGUACCCCGACCCCGAGCUUCGCGAGAACCCGCCCCCCAAGCCCGACUUCUCCCAGCUCCAGCGGAACAUCCUGGCCUCCAGCCCCCGCGUGACCCGCUUCCACAUCAGCUGGGACGGACCCCCGGAGCCGCAGGGGAGCCCCGAGCCCGCGCUGGGCUGCGCCGCGGCCGCCAAGGGCCUGGGGCUGCCCGGCUACGUGCCCGGCCUCCUGGCGGAGAACUCCAUGGACUGCCUGUGAGCCGCCGCCCCGACCGCGCCGACCGGGCCGAGCCGCGCCGACCGGGCCGAGCCG